CGGCCGCCGCAGCAGUCCCCGGGCGGAAGGGGGAGAUGGUUUCCAGGGCCAUGGAUCGGUUGCUGAUUGUCGUCUCCGUGCUGGAAGGCCGCUGUUUUCCAAAACGACCCAAGCACCUGCUUAUAGUUGAGGCAAAGUUUGAUGGUGAACAGUUGGCUACUGAUCCUGUCGAGCACACGGAUCAGCCAGAAUUUGCUACAGAGCUGGCUUGGGAACUUGACAGAAAAGCGCUUCAUCAGCACAGGCUGCAGCGUACACCUAUCAAACUCCAAUGUUGUGUGUUGGAUCCUGUAUCUUCGUCUAAGGAUAACAUAGGCUAUAUUGUACUUGAUUUAAGGGCUGUACAGGAAAAGAAACAGGCACCCAAAUGGUAUCCUCUGCUUAGUAACAAGUACACUAAAUUUAAAUCUGAAAUACAAGUAGGUGUUGUGUUGGAGACUGAUUCAAAAGCACUGGUUGAUGGUUUUAAAGCAAAGGAGGCAUCUCCUAGAGAAGGGAAAGCAUCUGCCCUUCUUUCUGGAAUAGACCCUAAAAGUAUAGUACCAGUCUUGAAUGAAGAAGAAGGUUGUCAUCAGAUUGGACCGGCGGAAUAUUGCAGAGACUACUUUGUCUUGUCUGUGACCAUUGUGUUUGCCGCACAGUUGGAACAGUUAGUUCCUACUACUAUGAAGCUUCCAGAGCGGCAGCCUGAGUUUUUUUUCUACUAUUCAUUACUGGGAAAUGAUGUCACAAAUGAGCCUUUCACUGAUUUAAUUAAUCCAAACUUUGAGCCAGAAAGAGCCUCAGUUCGAAUACGUAGUACUGUUGAUGUCCUUCAAGUUUAUCUUUGUGCACAGUCAAAAUUGCAGAUCCAUCUUUGCUGUGGGGACCAGUCUCUUGGAAACACUGAAAUACCCCUGUCUGGAUUACUGAAGAAGGGAAAUGCAGAGAUCGAUCAACAUCCUGUGACAAUAGAAGGAGCAUUUGUCCUUGUUCCACCAAAUAGAGCUGAACAGAAACUGCCACAGUUGCCUUUGGAUAUGGCUCCUACUGUUGGGGUAUCCGUAAUUCUGCAAAGGGAGAGCUUGAGUGCCCAGCUUGUGAUUCCCUUAAAUGCUCCAACUGGACCUAAUCAGCCACAGGAGAAAGUACUGUCAGCUGUUAAAGGGAAAACAGGGGGCCUGCAGCAGAGAUCCCAGAAUGCUCCAUCUCAGGUUAGCCACUCUUCUUCAAUACAAGAUGAAGCAACAGAAAGUGAAGUGGAAAGUCUUAAGUUUGAAAAAGGCAUGAAAGUAAAGAAAAAGGGGCUGGUGGCUGAGUCCUGUCAAGUGGUUAACAAACAGCGUACUGAAGAGCUUCCAGUUUUCAAAUCACAGAACAGACCAAAGUCACCUCUGUCAUCAGAUCUGCAAAAUCCUGCUGAUAAUGGUCCAGUAGCUGCAUCUCAGCCUGUCCCUGUGGGUGCAUCCAGUUCUUCUGAGCCUUCAGCACAGAAAAUUGUUAUUCCUGCAGCCUCUCACCAUUUUUGCUUUUCAAUAGAUCUGCGAAGUAUACGUGGUUUGGAAGUUGGUUUUCCAAUAAAUUGCAUUUUAAGGUACUCAUAUCCAUUUUUUGGCAGUGCAGCGCCUAUUAUGACAAGCCCACCUGUAGAAGUUAGAAAAAACAUGGAAGUCUUUCUUCCACAAUCCUACUGUGCUUUUGAUUUUGCAACUAUACCUCAUCAGCUUCAAGAUACGUUCUUGAGAUUACCUCUGUUGGUCGAGUUGUGGCACAAGGAUAAAACAGCUAAAGACUUACUUCUAGGGAUGGCGAAGCUUCAGCUUUCGAAUGUUUUGGCUUCAGAAAAAACCCGGUUCUUGGGUGGUAAUGGUGAACAGUGCUGGCGUCAGACUUAUAAUGAAACAGUCAGUGUCACAGCAGCACAAGGGUCAGGCAGCAGAAUAGCAGACCUUUCAUAUGCUAUCACUUUGGAAGACCACGGGCUUGUGAGCAUGCAAGAAGUUCUGGUGUCAGAUUCUUCUCAAUGUGUAGGUGCUGGUCAGCAAUGGCAUGUCCCUCACAUUCAGCCUUGCUGUGCCCAAGAAAAUCCUCCAGAACCUCGAGAAACUCUUGAAUACAAAGCUGCACUAGAGUUGGAAAUGUGGAAGGAAAUGCAAGAGGACAUUUUUGAAAAUCAGCUUAAGAAGAAGGAAAUGGUCCAUAUGCAAGUACUUGCAGAAGAAUGGAAGAAAAGAGAGAGAGAGAGACAAGCUUUAGUGAAGAAGAAGGUAGCAGAAUAUACUGGUUUGGAAGAACAACUUCAGAAAACCUUGAGAGAUCUAGACAAGCGAGAACGGCAGCUUUUUAGUGCUGAAUCGGAGCUUCAAACAGUAAAGAAAGACUUGCAAGCAGAGCAUGAACGAAAGCUGCAGGAGCUACAGGAUUCUGUGCGGCGAGCCAGAGUAGAAUGUGCACACCAGGUUGAGCUAGAAAGGUCAAAAAUCAAACAGCUGGAAGAAGACAAGCUUCGCUUACAGCAGCAGCUCAAUGAAGCAGAAAAUAAGCAUAAAAUUCUGGAGAAGGAGUUCCAACAAUACAAAGAACAGCAAAGUAGCAAACCAGAAAUUAAGCUACAGUCGGAAAUAAAUCUUCUCGCUUUAGAAAAGGUUGAACUUGAAAGAAAGUUAGAGUCAGCUACGAAGUCAAAGCUCCACUACAAACAACAAUGGACAAGGGCUUUGAAAGAACUUGCGAGGUUAAAACAGCGUGAACAAGAAAAUGCAGUGGCUUACCUUAAAAAACAGCAACAGGAGUUGGAGCACAUGAGGUUGCGCUACUUGGCAGCAGAAGAAAAAGAGCUGGGGAAACCAGACCGUCAAGAGUUGGAAGAUAUCAGAAAUGAACUUAACAGGCUAAAGCAACAAGAAGAAGAAAGAAAGCAGUUGCAAGAUAUUAGAGCUAAUUCUGCUAAUAGAAUUUCUAAUUCUAGAAAAUUAAAUGAGAACACAGAUGAUUAUCUCUCUCGUCUAAUAGAAGAGAGGGAUACCCUGUUGAGAACAGGAGUAUAUAAUCAUGAAGACCAUAUUGUGAGUGAACUUGAUCGUCAAAUCAGAGAAGCUAUUGCAAAAAGGAACAUCACUAAAUAAACACAAACAAGAGUUGAUAAAAACCAAAAUUUGAGCAGAGUGAUUUUUUGUAUUGCCUUACAAAUACAUAAGGUAAUGCUUAAUUUUGCACAUUAUUGUUAGGUCUUUCUGAAGUGGAUGUAAAUAUUUGCAAAAUGUGAAGUUAAGUGCAGUUUUAAGUUUUAUAGUGGUGACAGCUGUUUUUUAAUGUUUUUAUACUCAUGUGUAUACAUAUGUAAAUAUAUUUAUAUUUUGUAGUUUCUUCUGAAAUGUUUUCUGCCUCUUUUUGCAUCACCAUGGCUAUGUUUAUUUGUAAUGUUUUUAGUAUGUACUCUAAGAUUGUUGGUCCAUAUUGUCAUAAGUUCAUUCAAUUUUUGAAAAGAUUCCUUC
Molecule: messenger RNA, 3473 nt
Organism: Pezoporus flaviventris
Lineage: Eukaryota; Metazoa; Chordata; Aves; Psittaciformes; Psittacidae
Gene: CEP120
Product: centrosomal protein 120
Exons: 21
Coding region: 36-3104 (1022 amino acids)
Biological process (GO): positive regulation of centriole elongation; interkinetic nuclear migration; centrosome cycle
Cellular component (GO): centriole; centrosome
Source: RefSeq, a predicted model, not a curated record